AUGGGCUAUUGGCAUUCUUGCGUAAGUAUUCCGCGUGCUCCUUGUCAAACUCACGAUAACUUUUCUCUUAGUUACACACUUGCUGUUGGAAGAGCACCAUUUCACGCCUCGAAACCCGACCAAGUCCUUUUCAGGGUCGCAAAAGGCGAAUAUGCCUGGCCCAAUCUUGGAAAGCAUCAGAAUGAUGUUCCAGAUGAUCUUUGCAAGCUUGUCUCCCAAAUUCUCGUUGACGAGCAUUUACGUCCAAGCCUCGAUACUAUUGUCUCACAUGAUUUCUUCAAAGUGGGCUAUCUUCCCGACGUUCUUAGCGAGAGCGCUCUCACCUCUACACCGAAAUGGGCUGCCAAGCCACUCAGUCCAGCGGACAUCAAGCGAGGCUACACAGAGGCCUGGUAUAAACAAUGCAAAGCUAGUGGAGUGGGCGAGUACGCUCUAGGAAAGCACUUCUCUGUUGUUGGAGACUUCCCAUCAAGUAGCAUAUACCGAGAAUGCGAGCGAGAAGCCGAGUCUGGUAAGAUGCCUAUUGUUCCAAUGCCCCAAAGCGCUAUCUAUGUUCCCUUCAUUUACAAAAGGGGUAAGGGCGGGCUUGAGAACAUCAAAGAGCGCGAGGUGUCUGCCAUUUCAUCUCAGUCGAUUCAAUCUUCCAGUAGCAGCAUGUUCAUAUGCAGAGAGUACGGAGGCUGCCCGUCGCCCAGCUGUAUCAAAUCUCAAGAGAGCUGCAAGGGAUACUUCUCACAUGGUAUUUUCACACGAUCGAGGAAUCGUUGCACCUCUGAUGAGGCGCACACCAGUCUCUACAUUGAUAUAUCUACAGUCCUUGCUCGAGCACGGGAGCUCCGGGACAAUAUCAUCACCGCACUGACUUCUAGCUCCGAAUUUUCUUCUGCUUUCUGCGACUCGAGAUCUAUAAUCGAUCACCUUCCAUUUGUCUGCAAAUGGGUCGACUAUAGCAAGAAGCAUGGCAUAGGUUAUGUUCUUGCUACAGGUAGCGUCGGCAUCAUUGCAAACCAUACCGAUAAUAUGCCAAUUACGCAUACAGUUGUGGAGCACGGUUCUAAACAUUUCCAGAAGAACUGCGACGGUUCCAAGCCGAUUUCAUUUGCAUUCUUUAUGCAGGCGGACGACGGUAGUUUGGAGGAAGUUACAAUGACUGAUGCGGUCCGCAAGCAGCAUACCACCUUGUGGGCCAAAUUUGCGCGGUACCUCUGCAAGCAGAUAAAAGAACAGACCACUGGGCCUUCGAGCGAAGAGGGGGAGCGACCGACCACAAUCGUGCGGUUCUAUCAACGUCUGGGCAACGUCAGCUUUAACUUUCCCGAUCACACCAAAAUUGUCCUUUCCGCUGAUGGUACCUACGCCUCCUUCACUGUGCUACCACUCUCCGCUAUUAAAUAUAUAAAUGGCAAUGGCAAUCCAACCGACCUUCCUUUCGAAUUCAUCAUGGCCCGCGGAGUCGUCUCCGGGACUAUUAACCAGCUACUAUACGGUACUCAGCCCACCGUAAACCUAACCAACAAGUCGACCUCCUCAACUAGCGAAAUCGACGUACUAGCUUUGACAGAGGCAAACAGGUUGCCAGAUAAGCUUCGUUUCAUAAUUGAGGUAGUAGGCUAUUGGAUUUCUGGGGGCGGUCUAGGGUGCAAGCCUGUAGGAAUGAAAUGGCUGAUGUGGGAAGGCAUGACGCUGAACGAUGCGUGGGGAAGUAAGUUGGAUUGGGUUACGGUAGGAAGAUUUGGAGGUGAUAAACAAUCAAGUGAAGAGUAG
Messenger RNA from Cucurbitaria berberidis CBS 394.84, 1764 nucleotides. RefSeq lists its product as uncharacterized. Gene Ontology annotation, cellular component: spindle pole; cytoplasm; centrosome. The coding region runs from base 1 to 1764 and encodes 587 amino acids. The record is from RefSeq and is a predicted model, not a curated record. The transcript is spliced from 4 exons. Gene Ontology annotation, biological process: regulation of cytokinesis; mitotic cell cycle. Gene Ontology annotation, molecular function: protein binding. Lineage: Eukaryota; Fungi; Ascomycota; Dothideomycetes; Pleosporales; Cucurbitariaceae.